AUGAUUUGGUUAGUCGGUUGCCCAAAUGACCGCGAAGUCGUCAGUUUGGGCCUGCUCAGACGACAUAUCCGCUCAGUGUUGAGUGGGAAGGCAAGUGGUAUUAAGAAACAUGGUAAAUAUGAAUUUCAUUUAUAUAAAUAUAUGGAAAAGUCAAUGAUAUUGGACCGAUCCUUGAGCUGGGGAGAAGCAAGAAAUCGAGGAAAAACGCAGGGAGGCUGCAGGGAUACGGGAUUCGUGAGAAGAGUCAGAAAUUCUGGAGUUGAGAAGCUGGAAGGAGAGAUCCUUGACCCCGCCAAGUUUAAUUACCGGAGUUUGAGGUCGUGUUAUACUACUCGAGAAAUAAACUUUGAUACUGAAGACCCGCGUGGCAGUCCUUUAAACUAA
This is a messenger RNA of Enterobius vermicularis (human pinworm), 384 nucleotides long. Lineage: Eukaryota; Metazoa; Nematoda; Chromadorea; Rhabditida; Oxyuridae. The record is from the annotation of a GenBank genome assembly.